AUGAGGAGGUUUUUGAUUAAUAGAACAAAUAUUGAGAAUGUGAAUGUUGUGCAACCGGAAGCCGAAGUAGAAGAACCAUCGCCUAAUUUGGCCAAUGAGUUUCAUCCAAAUGAGAUUUUGCGUGAUCCAGGUCUUAGGAAACAAAUUCAUUUGUAUGCUCCGGAUAUUCAAGACGAUGUGAGGAGGGCAUAUAUAUUGAAGGGUCCAAUGCAACCAAAUUUUUCAAGUUUUCCUCGUACUCAAUUUGGAAGUGCUACAAGAGCUUUUUCUAAAUCAUGGGCCGAGCACUUUGGUUUUGAAGUCUUCACCAAAGACGGAUUUAAAGAUUGGAAGCAUGCAUCUCAAAGCUUGAAAGAUCAUAUUGGUAGUAAUGAUAGUAUGCACAACAGAUGCAUCAAGCACUAUGAUGAUUAUAAUAAUCAAAGACAAAGUGUGACAAAUAAGUUGGCUAGAGCAACUAGGGAAUCAGAAGAAUUGUAUAAGAUCUGUUUGACUUGUUCCCUAGAUUGUACUAGAUAUCUCAUAGCACAAGGCAUUGCUUUCCGUGGCCAUGACGAAACCUCUAAUUCUCUAAACAAGGGCAAUUUUAGAGAGAUGGUAGAUUGGGUAAAAUCAAAUAAUGAACAAGUGAGAGAUGCUUUUGACCGUGGUGGAAAAAAUUGCAAAAUGACUUCUGGUGACAUUCAAAAGGAGCUUGCAACGUGUUGUGCACAUGAAGUUAUGAAGGUGAUUAUGGAAGAGCUUGGUGAUAAACAAUACCCUGUGCUUAUUGAUGAGUCACGUGAUAUAUCCGUCAAAGAGCAAAUGGCAGUGAUGUUGAGGAUACGAGGGCAAGGAUAUGACGGGGCUUCAAAUAUGAGAGGUGAAUUUAAUGGUUUGCAAAGAAAGAUCCUAGAUGAAAACCCUUAUGCUUUCUAUGUCCAUUGUUAUGCUCAUCGCUUGCAAUUGGUGAUUGUGUCCGUUGCUAGUAGUUGCUCAUCUAUUAAUGAUUUCUUUGAGUACAUCUCCUUGAUUGUUACAACAUCAAGUGCAUCUUGCAAGAGAAGAGAUGCUUUGACGGAGGCACAACAUAAAGAUAUUUUGAGUAGACUUGUGACUGGUGAGAUAUCUACAGGAAGAGGCUUGCACCAAUCAUCUAGUCUCGCUAGACCCGGGGAUACUAGAUGGGGUUCCCAUCAUACUACCUUGCUUCGUUUGGAUCAUAUGUGGUCUUCUAUGUUAGUGGUGCUUAGUAUGGUUGAUCAAGAUGGACGUGAACCAUCUCAAGCGACGGGUUUGAUAGAAAAAAUGGAGAGCUUUAAAUUUGUUUUCAUUUUGAAGAUAAUGUUAAAUUUGUUUGGUAUCACAAACGAGCUUUCAAAAAUCUUACAAAGAAAAUAUCUUAAUAUUGUGCUUGCCAUGGAUUUAAUUAAUGUUGUCAAAGUUCGGUUGGCCACAUUGAGAGAUAGUGGUUGGGAUAAUUUAUUUUUGGAUGUACAAGAAUUUUGUGUUGCUAAAGGUAUUCCGGUGCCAAAUAUGGAUGAUGAAAUACUGGUUCGGGGUCGCUCAAGACUAGAAGGGAGGACUGUCACUAAUCUUCACCAUUACCGUGCAAAGAUUUUUUAUGUUGCUAUCGACAAAAUAUGUGUGGAGAUGGAUCAUCGCUUUAGUGAAGAAAGCAACAUUGUCCUUGAUUGUUUCUCAUGUCUUGACCCCAAGAACUCUUUCUCCAAGUUUGAUGUUGAUAAGCUUGCUCGUCUUGCUGAUAUUUAUCAUGCUGACUUUUCUGAUGAUGAUCGUGGAACAAUAAGGGAGCAACUUAACCCUUAUGUACUUCAAGUGAAAAGGCAUGCUUCUUUUUCUUCUUUUGAAGAUGUUCAAAGUUUGGCUAUGAAGAUGGUUCAAACUGAGAAACAUUUGGCAUUUCCAUUGGUCUACAAAUUAAUUGAGUUGGCUUUGAUAUUGCCGGUGUCGACUGCAUCCAUUGAAAGAGCUUUUUCAGCAAUGAAGAUUAUCAAGAUUAAAUUGCGCAACAAGAUCAAGAAUGAGUGGUUCAAUGACUUGAUGAUAUGUUACACCGAGCGGGAGAUAUUCAAGUCACUUGAUGACAUUGAUAUUAUUCGAACAUUCACCGCAAAGAGGUCUCGGAAAGGGCAUUUACCACCUAAUUUUAUUUAG
Medicago truncatula (barrel medic) is the source of this 2157-nucleotide messenger RNA. Its product is annotated as zinc finger MYM-type protein 1-like. Bases 1 to 2157 code for a protein of 718 amino acids. Lineage: Eukaryota; Viridiplantae; Streptophyta; Magnoliopsida; Fabales; Fabaceae. Gene Ontology annotation, molecular function: protein dimerization activity. The transcript is spliced from 3 exons. The record is from RefSeq and is a predicted model, not a curated record.